Messenger RNA from Tachysurus fulvidraco (yellow catfish), 1748 nucleotides. Its product is annotated as claudin-14-like. The transcript has 2 exons. Gene Ontology annotation, cellular component: plasma membrane; bicellular tight junction. Lineage: Eukaryota; Metazoa; Chordata; Actinopteri; Siluriformes; Bagridae. Gene Ontology annotation, biological process: bicellular tight junction assembly; cell adhesion. Gene Ontology annotation, molecular function: structural molecule activity. The coding region runs from base 234 to 1007 and encodes 257 amino acids. The record is from RefSeq and is a predicted model, not a curated record.
GUCUAUUUGUUUACGCACAACAGUGCAAAAAGGAGCAGGUGAUGUUACAUUCAGUGAGAGGUGGACACAUUCUAUAUCUAUAUCCUCUGUUUGCUGUUACUGGUUUUGCUGUACCUACUCACCAGAGGAAAUAAACACUUGAGUCACAUAGACACACAGAAGAACAAUUGAAGAAUAAUUUUAACAUUAUUAAGGAGGACUUUCGAUUUAACGUCACCAUACAUUACACAGCAAUGAUGAACACUAUGACACAACAGCUCCUAGGCUUCUUCCUGGGCCUCCUGGGCCUGGUUAGCUCUCUGACAUCAACCGUGCUUCCUCAAUGGCGCCUAACAGCUUAUUUUAGCACUAAUUUUAUCACCGCUUUAUACUAUAUGAAAGGUCUAUGGAUGGAGUGUGUUAGCCACACAGCUGGAAUUUAUCAGUGUGAAUUCCACCGAUCAACGCUUUCUCUGCCCAAAGGUCUGCUGGCUGCACGGAUUUUAAUGGUGCUUUCAUGUAUCAUUUCUAUUCUGGCUGCCAUAUUUUCAGCUGUGGGCAUGAAAUGUACUCGCUGUGCCCACCAGUCACAUGCCAAGGGCUCCAUCGCUGUGUUUGGAGGUUUAUGCUUCAUCCUGGCUGGCAUUUUUUGCCUUAUCACUACAUCUUGGACAACCUGUGAUGUCAUCAGCAAUGCAUACAAUAUCUUUACUACCGCUGGGAUGAAAUAUGAAAUCGGAUUGUCUGUGUACAUCUCUUUCUCAUCAGCUAUUUUCAGUAUUUGUGGAGGUGGGAUGCUAUGUGUUGCAUCAUGGGAUGUAAGAAAUGAUGUAAACCACAAGGUGGUAGAUACACAGGUACCAGGCACAAAUAAACUACAGCGUGUGCCAUCCUAUCAAGCAAACAGUAGCUUUCAAAAUGAUUCAUCAUUACCAACUUUUUCCUACAACAGAGGAUGCAAGUUAAGUGAUAACAUUAGUCAUAGUAGUAUUAAAAGUAAAAUUUCAAGUAUAAGUGCAGUAAAUUGAAAGGUAAUGACAAAAUUCAACAGUACUCAGUAAUUUAUUGCAAGAUUUAGAAACCAGAAUUAGGUUUAUUUAAAUAAUUUUAUUUUUUUCUGUGACAGCAAAAGAAAACAUUUUUAAUGUAAUGUAAUGUUUUAAUUUUAAUGUAAUGUAAUAGUUGUUUAUAGCCUAAAAAUACACUAAAAAUAAUAACUAUUUAGUUUUUAAGAAUAGUAAAAGGAUUCUGUUGCAGCAGUAAACAACAGAAAUGUCAAGAAACUAUGCCCAGAGAUCAGAGUCAUAAAUAAUAAACUAAAGCAAGAUUAAAGAUUACAUUUUACCAACAAAUUAAGUAAAUUAAGAAUAUAUAAGAAGAAGAACAAUAAGUUGGAGUGUGAGGGGAAAAUGUUGUUAUUGCACAACUAACACAGGGUGAGGGAGUCAUAGCAUUGGCUAGGAAGGCUCUCCUGUACUACUUUUUGUUGCAUCAUUGCUGUGUCUGAAACUAAAAGAGCUUUAUGACGAUGUGUUCAUAGUGGGUGUGAGAGUGAUAGGUCAGGAUGAGUAGCAGUUUAGACAGAAUCCUGCCUUGCAAAUGAUGAUACAUUGUAGCUUUUUAACAGCUUUUUAACAGUUUUGGUUCAGUUUUCACACCACACUGAUCGUUCGGUUCCGCACCAGUUGAAACGAACCAAAAUGCUGUCAUGUGAUAACAUCCACAUCACUCAUUGGCCACAUGUCUUUGAGCGUAUUUCCUAAACUGCU